Molecule: messenger RNA, 2769 nt
Organism: Wyeomyia smithii (pitcher-plant mosquito)
Lineage: Eukaryota; Metazoa; Arthropoda; Insecta; Diptera; Culicidae
Product: aminopeptidase N-like
Exons: 6
Coding region: 8-2731 (907 amino acids)
Biological process (GO): proteolysis; peptide catabolic process
Cellular component (GO): cytoplasm
Molecular function (GO): metalloaminopeptidase activity; peptide binding; zinc ion binding
Source: RefSeq, a predicted model, not a curated record
UUCGAAGAUGUUGAAUUUUUAUCGAGUACUAGCCCUUCUGUUGGUUAGCAUUUGUUCAGCUAGCCCGUUUGGGGAAGGAUCUCGUGAAUUUCUUUCCUACCGGCUACCUAAUACAACAAUUCCAACACAUUACAACCUGUAUUUGGACACCAACGUACAUUUAGGGGACUUCGAGUAUAAGGGAAAUGUUCAAAUUAGUAUUACGGUACUGGAAAAAACUCAACAGAUUGUGCUUCACAGCACACGGAGUGUCAUCGAUCGGCUGGAGCUGCGUAACAGCAAUCAACUUCUAAUGGCAAUUUAUGAACCCGAGUUUGACGAGGAUAAAGAGUUUUUGAUUGUGAAUACCAAAGAAUCGCUGGCUGUUGGCACCAACUAUGUUCUGGAUAUAGAUUUCACGAACUCUUUGGAUCGCACUGACAGGGCUGGAUUCUACCGAUCGUCUUACGAAACCACGGAAGGAGAGACAAGGUAUUUAGGUGUGACCCAAUUUCAACCAUGUGACGCGAGAUCAGCUUUUCCGUGUUACGACGAACCCGGCAUCAAGGCCACGUUCGAUGUGAGAAUUGCCUGCGGAAUAGAAUACACUGCGAAGGCUAAUGCACCGGCGCUAGGAGUAACUUUAUUGCCAAACGAUAAAAAACUAACCACGUUCCAAAGAACACCACGAAUGCAGACGUAUAUUGUGGCGUUUCUAGUUUCGGACUAUGUCACCGAGCGUCAGGUUGUGAACGAGCGGAAACAGCUGGCUGUCGCGAGCGUAGCGCGACCAACGGCUAAGGAUCAACUAACCUUCUCCGUAGAUGCAUCGGUUCGGUUUCUGCGUGAAAUGCAAGAAUAUUUUGACCACGACUAUUCCAUGUCCAAAAUCGAUAAUGUGGCCAUCAGAGAAUCGGAUUUUUACCCUGGGGCAAUGGAGAACUGGGGAUUGGUAGUUUAUCGCGAAUCUGCGAUCCUCUUUGAUCCAGAGUCCCAUGGUGUAAGCAGACAGGUGAGUGUGGUGGAAAUUGUUGGCCACGAAUAUACGCAUCAAUUUUUCGGGAAUUUGUUGGCCCCCAAGUGGUGGUCGUAUCUGUGGCUGAAUGAAGGUUUCGCACAACUGUACCAGUACUAUCUGACGGAGCUUAGUCACCCAGAGUUCAAUAUGAGAGAACGAUUCGCCUCGGUCCGGGAAAAUGCCUUGAGCACCGAUGCUAGCGCGAGUGUUCGUCCUAUGACUCAUUACGUGGAAACUCCAAGCGCAAUUAACGGAUUGUUCGACGGGAUUGCCUAUGCUAAAUCUGGCAGUGUACUUCGAAUGUUUAAUUAUGCCUUUACUGAAGCUACAUUCCAGAAAGGACUACAGUAUUACAUAAAACAAAACGAAGAUAACGGAGUAGUAGAGGAUCAAAACUUGUUCGACAGUCUGGCACAGGCCCUAGAGGAGGAUGGCAAGCUGCCUCCAGGAGUAACUAUACAUGAGAUUUUCGAAUCAUGGUCCAAUCAAGCUGGAGCCCCUCUCGUUACUGUUGAACGUGUUGACGGCACCAACAUAUUCACGUUCAGUCAGGAACGAUUUUAUAACUCACCACCGGAGAAUCCCGAACCGCAAUCGUGGUGGAUUCCCAUAUCGUACUACACCGAAAGCAGCAACGACACGAGUGCUGCCUUCUGGAUGGCGCCAGAUAAACAAGAAGUGCAGUACGAAUUUCCGCUUUUGGAGAAUGAUUCCGUGCUCAUCAAUACACUUGCCACAGGAUACUAUCGCGUAAAUUAUGCUCCCCAGAUGUGGGAGACCAUCAUCUAUAAGCUUUACGAGCACACCGAUUCCAUCGAUAAAUUAUCGCGAACGCAACUAAUUGACGAUUCUAUGAAUCUGGCUCAUGCCGGUAAAUUAGAUUAUUACACAGCCUUCAAAGUAUUCGAUUAUCUACAGUAUGAGGUCGAAUAUAGGCCGUGGGCAACAGCACAUUCUAACCUAAAAUUUUUAAAGCGUAUGCUACGAAAUGACUCGGAAGCUCUUAAAACCCUAGAAAGCUACGCAGCCCAACUCGCAGCGAACAUUCUUUCGGUUUAUGGCUACGACAGGCGUGGUGUAGGUGAGUCGGCCGAUGUCGAGGAAACGCGCUUGAUUGCUUUAGAAUGGGCAUGCGAAUCUGAUCCACAAUGCCAGGCACAGGCCGCAAAGCGGUUUGAUAAUUUGAAAAAGGAGACUUACCUUUCUUGCAAAUCCCAAGCGGAACAGCUCUUCGUGUGCACCAGGAUUCGUAACAGUAGUUACAACGAUUUUGUUCAAUUGCUUGAAACGCUCAAAAUAACGCGCGAAGAUGUUAGCCGAAACCAUCUAUUGGGAGCCUUUGGUUGUAUUACCGAUAAAGUUACUAUUCGCCGGUAUUUGGAUGAAAUUAUGACAGAUAAUUUCAGAGGAAACGAAAAAGUGCAAGCUCUACAAGCAAUUUAUCAGUCCACGGCUGAAGGGUUGCAGAUUGUGAUGGAAACGUUCGACGCCGAGUCUGGCUUCCUAAAGCAGCUCCUAUUGAACCAGCGGGAAAUCUACGCCUUGUUGGAGAACUUAGCUGAAUACAUAGUUGAACCAGGUAUGGCUGACCAAUUGGUAAAUGUGGUCCAAACGGAAGCUCCCAAUCUGCUGUCUACAGUUCAAGCUAAGCUCCAACAGAAUCAAAAGUGGAUACAAAGAAACGCAGCAAUGGUUUCCGAAAUGCUUAGAAGACCAACCGAAGUGAACAUGUAAAUCUGAUGCGUAAUUUGAAUUGUAGAUAUUAAAAAUAA